Messenger RNA from Carassius auratus (goldfish), 815 nucleotides. RefSeq lists its product as uncharacterized. Bases 70 to 801 code for a protein of 243 amino acids. NCBI's taxonomy places the organism in Eukaryota, Metazoa, Chordata, Actinopteri, Cypriniformes, Cyprinidae. The record is from RefSeq and is a predicted model, not a curated record. The transcript has 4 exons.
AGUUACUCAAGGUAAAGACUGAUUUCGGAAAUAUUAGUGAAUAGAAAGGUUCUGUGUGUAUUAUCAGUCAUGGUUAAAAGAUUACUACCAUUUAAUAAAAAAAAAUGUUCCCCUCUCACACACCGCCCUCCUCACUAUGGCCCAGGAAUGGCAGUCCCUCCACAACUCCCUCCACCCCCCGCACCAGUCCUCAACAUGCAGACAGCAGAGGAAGCCUGUUCAAGCCUGACCUACAGACCAACAUGGCGAGGGGGAAGAAUGGCCGAUACCAUUCCCUGCUCUGCGGCUGAGGUCCACAUCCUUAGCCUGCUGGAAACCAUUAAACAGCAACAAGACCAGCUCGUGGCAAAGGUGAAGUACCUCAGCAGCAGGCUGAACACCACCCCGGGGCCAGAUGUUGAGAUGCCUGAAAAUAUCCAGUUUCCCCUGGAACAAUUGGAGGCCGUGGAGGAUUUUGAAAUGUUUCUGAAGGAACCAUCAAAUGGCCCAUCUCGACAGAGAGUCAUUUCUUCUUUGGCCACCAUUGGAGGCCAGGAUGUGAAGAGGUUGACCUGGAACAUCCUGGGCAGGCUCUUCACUGAUGAGGUGUCUCAUCAGAUCAACUGGAAGGGUGUUAAUAACAAAAAGCCCUUCAGUAGGAUGGCAACGAAGACCUUGCUUUUCAGUGCUGUGAAGAAAAACACUGUGACGCGGUCAGCCACAGAUGCAGAGGUCACCAAGCAUGCAAUCAGGUGGUUCAACCUGGCAGCAGAUCGAGCAACGAGGAGACGUGUCCCGCCUCCAUCCACACAAACGGAGUAAAAGAAAUGUUUAAA